This is a messenger RNA of Symbiodinium sp. CCMP2456, 963 nucleotides long. Lineage: Eukaryota; Dinophyceae; Suessiales; Symbiodiniaceae. The record is from the annotation of a GenBank genome assembly.
AUGUACAUCCGGAAGCCCGCAUUGAUCGAUACCGAGAAGUGGGAUGGCUCCUAUGGAAUGCUCAGCAGAGAUCCGGAUGAUAGCAGGGUUGACAACAAUGCAAAGACAUAUUCCGACAACACGACGUUGACACCACAGUCGGCGACGUGUUUGGAUGUAGGCGAUUGUUGCCCAAUGCCUGUAUCCCGCUGUUCAUCAAUGCGAAGUGCUGCCACUUCUUCCGGCAAUUGGCAGCAACCAGAUUGCACAUUGAUAUUCUUGGACUGGGACGACACGCUGUUUCCAACCACUUGGUUGGAAUCCAAGCAGGCUUUCCAGGAUUGGUGUCGGAGCGGCGCCUGGCGGAGUGAGGCUUCACCACACUUGGAUGCCAAAGAUGUGGCUAUGCUCCAGGACAUGGAGCAGGCAGCUCGGGCGAUUGUUGCGACAGCUUCGGACCUGGCCCACGUUUGUUGUGUGACCUUGGCACAGCCUCCAUGGCAAGAAGUGUCCAUGAAGGUCUUCAUGCCGAAGUUGUACGAGCUUUGGCAGGACCUUGGCAUUGAAGUUGCCUAUGCCAGCCAGGAGACGGACAGCAGACGGUACGGCAGCUCUGCUCCGGCUGCGAGGGCCAUCGUCAAGGAUGUCAAUGAGCAGGACGACCUCUUCAAACAGCAGCAGAUGCAGAAGAAAAUGAAAGCUAUGGAGAAGACCGUGAAGCGAGUUUUCGGUCAGUCGUGGAAAAAUCUGAUCAGCAUCGGUGACGGCGAAGCCGAGUGGGAUGCUCUCCACGACUUGGCUUUCAAGCAUGUAAAUCCAACGAGUUCAAGGACUCAGAGGCAGAAGGAGCUGCGUCUGAAGACCGUCAAGCUGCUGGAGGAGCCCACUUGUUCCUUGUUGCAGUCGCAGCUGCAGGCCUGGCCUUCAGCAGACCAUGAGGGGUGUAUUGCGACAGAUUACAUAUCGAAGCAGCAGUCCUGGUAG